AUGUCGGGUGUCUCGGGACACGGGCAGUAUGAUGAUAGAGACCGAGAGCUGGAGUGGUUGCGUAGAUUGGUAAUGGAUCUAGAGCUGGAAGCAAAGGGUCAACGCCAAGAAAGGGACCGCAACCACCGGCAAAGGAGAAAUGAUAGCACGAGAAAUCGGGGCGAAGAGGGCUCUAGCCAAUCCGGUACCCAACGAUUCCAAAACCGAUCACCCUCUCAAGAAUCACGCCGGCGCAAGAAUCACUCACACUCCCGAGAGACAUGUCAUCGCCGGAACCGUUCACGUUCGCAUGGAUACAACGACCGAGGAUCGGAUUCGCCAGAGGAACGACGACCCCACAAUGCUGCCAUGGACGCCAUGAGCCGAGCCUUACGAAGGGCUGCUCAAUCACCAUUCUCCAAUGAAAUUGAACGGGCCCCUAUGCCGAGUAGAUUUACACGACCGCCAAAUAAUUCCUACGAUGGGAAGACGGACCCUGUGGAGCAUGUAUUCCCCUUUAGUCUCGGCUCCAUGGCCCUGAGAUGGUUCAAUGGGUUACGAAAAGGCUCCAUUCGUAGCUUUGCCGAGCUGAUCCAAGAGUUCGGCAGUAGAUUCGUGACGUGCAGCCAAGUGCCGCAGCCAGUGGAUGCACUACUUUCCAUAAAGAUGAGGGUCGGUGAAACCCUUCGGAGUUACGCCAGCCGGUACUGGGAACUCUACAAUGAGAUCGGUGGAGGAAAUGAGAAGAUAGCGGCAAGCACCUUCAGGAUGGGGCUCCCCGAAGAUUCUGAAUUACGGGAGUCGUUGAUGAAAAGACCUCCCGAGGAUAUGAGGCAACUUAUGAGACGCAUUGAAGAGUAUAAACGCCUGGAAGAUGAUCAGCUGCAAAAUAAGGGGAAAGCCCCGUUACUCGAGAGAUCUCAACAGGGCAUUAUUCCGGCAAGACCGAAAAAAGAUUUCAGGAUGCAGGAACCAGAGGCGCAAAUUGAAGGAGUUAAUGUGGCAUUCAAAGAGCCUGUGCACAAAAUUCCAGAUCAGAUUAAGAACGAAUCGUUCUUCAGGGACAAAGGGCACACCACCGAGCAGUGUCGGGUACUAAAAGAUCAUCUCGGGCAGCUAGUAAAAGCAGGGUAUCUGAAAGAGUUUGUAGUGGACUCUGCAGACCGGGAGGCCGGCCAAGGUGUUCAGCAGAAAAGGAAUCCCCUCCCACCACCGCUAGGACUGAUCGAAGUCAUCCACGCUGCCUCGAGAGGUACAGCAGCAGCUAAAGAGGUACUGACAGUGGCUUGCACGGAAGGAGAAUCCCCCGAGAAGAGGAUGAAAGUUGGUCGACUAACCAUCUCUUUUGGCAAAGAAGACUUGGAAGGGACGAUCCAACCUCAUGAUGAUGCGUUGGUAGUAACAGCUCGGAUAAGCGGGUUCUUGGUGAAAAGAGUGAUGAUAGACCAAGGAAGCGGAGCUGACGUGAUGUACCCGGAUCUGUUCGAAGGGCUCGGGUUGAAGAGUCAGGAUUUGGCGAAGUAUGACACGCCGCUGGUCUCGUUUGACAGAAGAGUCGUGAUUCCCGAAGGGAAAAUUUCUCUCUUGGUGGACAAGGAAGGCAAGGAAGUAAUAAUGACCUUUAUAGUAGUCCAAUCAUUCUCACCGUACACUACAGUCCUAGGAAAGCCGUGGAUUCACGCAAUGAAAGCCGUUCCGUUCACCCUGCACGUGAAAGUGAAAUUUCCCACCGAGUAUGGAGUCGCCGUGGUGCGAGGGAACCAACGAGUGGCUAGGCAGUAUGUUGUCGCCGUGGUCAGGUGGAAAAGCGAACAAAUCGGACAAGCAGAGGAGACCGAAAAAGAAACUUUAUAG
This is a messenger RNA of Quercus robur (English oak), 1833 nucleotides long. RefSeq lists its product as uncharacterized. The record is from RefSeq and is a predicted model, not a curated record. The transcript has 3 exons. Bases 1 to 1833 code for a protein of 610 amino acids. Lineage: Eukaryota; Viridiplantae; Streptophyta; Magnoliopsida; Fagales; Fagaceae.